AUGGCUGAAAAUCUGGAAAUUUCCCUGAUCCCAGCCCUGCUGAUGCUGCCUCUCCUGCUGAAGGUUGCAGCGUUGCACUACCUGCUGGGUAUAACCGUCCUGACAGCUCUGCCUGGCCUGCUGUGGUACUACUAUGCAACGCACCGAAAGAAGAGACGCACCCUCUUCUUCCUCACCCUCGCAUUGUACUCUCUGGCCUACAUGUAUUACCUCUUCAUCACAGAGAUUUUACCGCGUGGGGACGUCAGCCAGCUGCAGAUGUGCACCGUGACCUCUGGGAUGAUCUUCACUAUAGUCUCUCUUAUUCACACCAAGAAAGGCCCAGGAUUUGUGACUGCUGCCCUUCACAACUCUCACAGUCAGGAGGAUAAAAAGGAGUCCACACAAGUAAAUAAUGGAUCUCUCCAAUCAGCAGCCUCUCCCUCAGGGACACCAGCAGAGCUGCAAACCCCAAAGGAGGGCCUCGGAGCAAAGUGGAGCAGGUGUCCUUUGUGCAAAAUAAUGCGACCACCGCGGGCUGGUCAUUGUCGAACCUGUGGCUCAUGUGUCCAGCGUUUGGACCACCAUUGUAUCUGGAUAAACAGCUGUGUAGGACAGGCAAACCAUCGCAGUUUCCUGCUGACCCUCUCUGUGUUUGUGUUGACCUCUCUGUACGGGAUCAGUUUGGUGCUUUGCAGCCUCUGUCCUCAUCAGUAUCUAAUGACAGCGCUCUUCUACUGCCCAGGCGUCUACACUCAGUCUAGCACAGCACUUUGCUUUACCUGUGCGUGGUACAGCAGCAUUGUCGCAGGUGGACUGCUUUACCUCUUGGUGGCACAAGUUCUCAAUAUCAGCUUUAACGUGACAGAGCGAGAGGCUCAGCUGGCUCUGAGGAACAAAACGGGCCAGAGCCGCCUGUGGGGACUCGUUGUUGACACAGGAGAGUAUUCUCGUGGCUUCUAUCAGAACUGGGUUGAGUUCCUCACCAUGACAGAUGCUUCAGCUUCUCCUCGGUCCAGCCUUACUGACUUGGUCUAGUUGUACUUAAUGCACUCGGUGACAUCGUGGUAAUACACUGUUCGUGCUGCAUGCAUGAAGAAUUCGAUUUCUUUUUUUUUUCAAUACAUUCCAGGACUGCGGUACUAAUAGGAACAUGUUUUUAAUGACUGUUUAAAGAUGCAUAGAUGUGUUUGGGGUUUGGAUUUUUAGCAUCAUUUUCUGUUGAAGCUUUUGACCUGGACACAUGCAAGACAGUCUGUGGAUUUUGUGCCUUUUAUAAAAUUUAAUCGAAGACUGCAGACAUUAUAGCCUGCCUUUUUAUACACGUGCAGAAAGUAAGAAGGAAAUAUGUUGUCUUUAUAAAAAAAAAUAAUCUCACUGCAUGCAAGUCAAAAAAAUCUAAUAAACUUCAAAAUGAUACAAAAAAAACAUUAAAUGAUUCUGGAGUUCAAAUCAAAGAAGAUAAACCAGAAACAAAACUGCCGGAUUCAAGACUAGAUAGCUGUCCUUUACUAAUUUAAUAUCCAGUAGCAACGUGGUUUGGCCCUAAGAUGGCAUCAGAGGGAAAGCCAAAGAAAAGCAAAUGGUCACUUUUGACCCGUUCUGCAGACAUGCACUCAGUAAAUACUGACACCACUGUACUGGUCAAGUUGGAAAUUUAAAAAGAAACAAAGAUAUAUUAAAACAAUUAAUAAGAAGGCAAGAAAAACGAGUUAUAGAAGGAUCUGCAUCUGUGAGAAGAGGCCUAACUAAUAUAGAACAAAGAGGCUAGCUUAGCUCAGUGUAAGAUGUUAAAAUAAUGUCUAAAAUAUGUUGCAUGUGAUGGUUAGAGCAAGAACAAAGUUCAUCACCUUGGACACAA
This is a messenger RNA of Maylandia zebra (zebra mbuna), 1840 nucleotides long. The record is from RefSeq and is a predicted model, not a curated record. NCBI's taxonomy places the organism in Eukaryota, Metazoa, Chordata, Actinopteri, Cichliformes, Cichlidae.